This is a messenger RNA of Acanthochromis polyacanthus (spiny chromis), 6582 nucleotides long. RefSeq names its product tubulin-specific chaperone cofactor E-like protein. Gene Ontology annotation, biological process: protein folding. Gene Ontology annotation, molecular function: alpha-tubulin binding. The transcript has 11 exons. The record is from RefSeq and is a predicted model, not a curated record. The coding region runs from base 314 to 1603 and encodes 429 amino acids. Lineage: Eukaryota; Metazoa; Chordata; Actinopteri; Pomacentridae.
AGCUACGUCACUUCCGGGCAGUAGGGAGAGAAAAUGACAGCUGGUUUGUUUUCAUCAACAAGGAGAAUCCAAAGUACACAUUGAAGUGUCAUGUGGUGAACGUCAUCCAUGUCCCUUUUCGGGCCUGCCUAGAGCAAAUUCUGCCGGCUGACCAAAGAGGGACCAGCACUUUUCCUGCAGACGCCUGUCAGCCCUAACAGCCACUCUGGAGCCACCGGUACAGAAACAGAAGAGGAUAGUGAGCAGUGAUAGCGGUCAAGUCAAGGGAAACUUCUGUUUGGCUGAAGGGGAGGCUGCUCAGCUGGAAGGAGCCAUGGAGCCACCAGAGGACAAGGAGGGCCGUACGUUUGUGGAGGUGAUCAGUGAAAAGUACAGUCCAGAGAACUUCCCGUACCGCAGAGGGCCUGGUAUGGGGGUGGUGGUGGUGCCCACCCAAGGUCCCCAGGGUUCCCCUAUGAAAGACCGUCUGAACCUGCCCAGUGUGCUGGUGUUGAAUGGCUGUGGGAUCAGCAGGGCAGGAGACCAGGCUGAGAUUUCUGCCUUCUGUGCUCAUGUCAUGGAGCUGGACCUCUCCCACAACAAGCUGCAGGACUGGCAUGAGAUCAGUAAAAUUGUGUCCAAUAUCCCCAAUCUGGAGUUCCUCAACCUGAGCUCCAACCCCCUGGCAGGCAUGACCCUGGAGCCGCGGUGUGCUGAAACCUUUUCUCGGGUGCGGCGCCUCGUCCUCAACAACACUCAGGUGUCCUGGGACACCGUACUGCUGCUCACCAGAGAGAUACCUGAGCUGGAGGAGUUGUUCCUGUGCCUUAAUGAGUACAGUAGUGUGAGUGCCUCCAGCGUGGCCUGCCCCACCCUUCGCCUGCUUCACAUCACCGACAACAGCCUCCAGGACUGGGCCGAAGUCCGCAAGUUUGGCUCCAUGUUCCCCAGCUUGGACACUCUGGUUAUGGCCAACAACAACUUGGCUUCCAUUCAGGACGGCAAGGAUAUCCUGCAAAGGCUCUUCCCCAACUUACGCAGCAUCAACCUGCACAACUCAGGUCUCAAUCAAUGGGAAGAUAUUGAAAAACUGAAUUUCUUCCCUAAACUGGAAGAAGUGCGACUGCAGGGCAUUCCUUUACUGCAGACCUACACCAACGCAGAGCGACGCAGCCUCAUGAUAGCACAGCUUCCCUGCAUAUCAAUGCUGAACGGCAGCAGUGUGACCGACAGUGAGAGAGAAGACGCAGAGAGGUUCUUCAUCCGUUACUACUUAGACUACCCAGAGGAGGAGCUGCCUUUUAGAUACCAUUCCCUGGUAACCAAGUAUGGGAAGCUGGAGCCGCUCGCCGAGAUUGAUCUUCGACCUCGAUGCCGUGCUCAGGUGGAAGUUCACUGUGAGGAGAAAGUAGAACAGCUGAACAUCCGUUUGGACCAGACGGUAGCUGAACUGAAGAAGCAGCUGACAACAGUGGUCCAGCUGUCUGCGAACAGCAUGAGGCUCUACUACAUCGACAAGGGCAGCGCCUUCGGCCCGGAGGAGAUGAAGUACAACACCCGGGCCCUCCACUCCUACAGCAUCCAAGACGGUGAUGAAAUACUGGUUGUGCCCAAGACCAAGUGAACAGCAAGCGUCCGGCGGGCUGACGAAAGAGAAUUGAUUAACUGGAUUAUUUGUUGAUUGGUUUACUGACAUUGCAGAAUAAAUUGGAAAACACAUACGGAACAGCAGCACCCCACUUUCUGGAAUGGAGAGAGAGGAAAACAGCAAAAGGUGAAAGUGAUGCGAGCACCAUCAUAGAGACUGGACAGUGUGCUGCUGGAAAUGCAGCCCGGAGAGAAUUUUGUCUUUAUUUAUUUCAGCUUUAUUUGAGGGAAACCACUGCAGCUAGUGGGCAAAUCUGUCACACUGAAGAGCAGGCUGAGAGAGCAACUCGCAGUCAGCUAGCAGCUUUAGCGGAGGGGAAGGCGCUGCUGUACCAGCAAAGCUUUGCUGCAGCUCUAUCUCUUAGCACACGGCAUGUACCAUAGCACCUGCAUAGGCAAGUAACCAACACCACUCGCUUGCCUACUUCUCGCAAAAGCUACCCUGAUCAGUAGUGACGCAGUGCUGCCGAGUGGAGAGGGGCUCUCAUCUGCACUUUUACCUUAGGCACAAUAUCAGGAAGAGCAGCAGUUGUUAGAGGAACACUCUUGCCUAAAACACUGUUAAAUGCAGGGCUGGUGAUGAAACUUGCAUUUUUUUUUGUGGGUCCAUUUUGUUGUUAAGUGGUGUUAAUUCCAUAUUUCUGUGGCAAAUUGCCAAACUUGGAGGAUAGUGCGUCAUUUUCAUAUAGAACAGGUGUUCUUUCAGAGCCAUAAUGACACUUAAAAUUAGAGUAAAAUGUUAAGAAUAAGCAGAUUUUAAAUCCCCUACAGACAUGUUAAAGCUUGUGUGAUAUAGGUUUUCCACAAGAUAAUCUUUAAAUGACAUCAUCUCCUUCUCUCUUAUUGAAAAAUACCAAAUUUAUGAAUAUGCAAGUAUUAUUCAUUCUCAUCUGAGCAUAGGAUGUCAGCUGUCCACGUCCCACUUCCACAGUAGUCAUAAAUCACUGCUUGUACAAACAUGUGAAACUGAGAGUCAAGGUGAGAACAGAAAUGCUUCCCCUUCAGCAGAUGAAUGUGAAAAUGCUUCUCUACAGUCAAACUCACACAGUGAAGCUCAGACAUCCAGGUGAAGUCAUUAUGAAUGGAGGGAGACUUUAAAUACAGCAAAAAGGCAUGAAGCAGGUUAAGGGAAAACCGGCUGUAGAAAAAGCAAAAUUAGGCCGCUUCAUGGCAAAAUAACUACGGCAACAAAACACUCACAAACUGAUGACAUCUAACAGAGAGCAGGCUCCUUAUGGGUCUGUGAUUUCCAUUAUCAGCAACUAAAUUCUGACCUUACUGUCUUUCUCAUCACAUGUAUACACAGGCUACCUUUAAGCUGCUGUUGUGUCGUGUUAUGUGCCGCCCCCUACAGGCUUCAUUGUGUCUUUGAUUGUAAAAACAAAGUGCUCUGCCACCGCAGGUACCUCACUAGAGGAGAUUCUUUGUGAGGAAAGAGUGACACAAACACACAGCAGGGUACCUACAAGACAAUCUCCUAGGGAACAGUCUGCAUCAGAGCGACAGCAUUGUUGAUUAUAUUCGGACCAUGUUGUUUCAUUUAGAACGCUCUUGGGUGAACUUUUUCAUGGACUAUGGUAGCAGUGUGGUUUUAGCCCCUGAUUUUGAGCAAAUGGUGUGGUAAUAUUGUCACAUUAUCAUCAGGCAUGUAAGGUAACCACAUUCCUUUUUACCUUUUUUUUGUCAUAGAAAUUAUGAAUGCAUAAUGUCUUUAAUUACGUCUUUAGCGAUCCUUUAAAUGCUUAAUCAGCGUACUUUCUUUAUCGCUUCUUUACACAUGUUGAAGUAUGUAAUCAUCCCUGAACAGAUGCUGAUCUCAGUUAAGUGCAUUUAUAUGUGUCUUUGAACUGCACACUAUCAGUGAAAUAUCCCCUCAAGUCAUCUGACACAUGCUACUCUACUAUACAUUUCAGUCCAUCCUGCACAGAGAUAGUUUCACCAAAGAUAGCUCAUUAUGUUGGUAUUGUUGUUAUUAUAAUGUGGAAUAUAUGCGGUAAGUAUUGAUUUUGAUAUUGAGCAUCCAUCUCGUAUAAGAGGAGCAUUGAUGUUAGAUGUCUGGUGCUAUUGAUUUUUCCUAUAGCAAGCGGUUCAGCAGAGUAGGAGAUUCUGACACAGUGUUACUGCUAUGGAAACAGCUCAUACAUCUUUGGCUGUUUGGAAACAAAUGUGUGUUUGGGCUGUAGCUCCAGUUCAUCCACUGUCAAAAGAAAACUCGGCUCAUUGUUCUUGAGCCUCUUUUUACCCUCCAAAAGUAUCAGUAUCUCAAGUAUGUAAAUACCACAACUUUUCCCUCCUUAACUAUAUUUUACCAGUGUUGGUUUUCUAACACUACUGCUAUACUUGAACAAGACUAUAUAUGAAGGUAUAUACAGCAGGUUAAAUGAGAAGAGUUACAGUACUGAAGCCCUUUCUACCCAUUUUACCACAGUAGUGCUGAAUAAAUGUUAGUGUAGCAUGAACCACAGCCAUAGAAACCAGCACACAAAGAGGCAGCAGUGCAGUGCUGGCACCAACAUCAAGUCUGGACUGAAGUACUGAGCUGAAGUGUCUGUGCUAGUCAAUGUGGGAUUUGUUAGGAGUGAGAACAUAUAGUGUGUAAUUGUUUGCAGAGUGACUGAUUUAAUGGUAUGCAUGUUAUUUAGUAUGUGUUUUCGAAGGAAGUGAUCACUAUGCCUGCUUAGACUUACGGAAUAAUGCACUUGAUGGAACAUUUGAAAUCUUUUACUUUCAGUGCGAGAAAAAUAUUGGAAGUCUUGAUGUAACUAUUGUUGAUUUCUUUUAGAUUCUUAUGUUAUUUAUUGUGAUUCCUGCUUACUGUCCAAACUGCUAUAAUCUGAAAAUCUUGGCUUAGCCAUUUUACAGCCCUUAAAGACCCUGAAAAUAUAAUGAAAUAUUUUAAGUAUUUCUCUGUAACAUCAACAAAGAUUCACAGCUAAUACAUCAACCGAGUUAAAGUCAGGAAAAGAGCGUUUUUAUUUUUUUAUUUAUUAACGAUGUAACAGUCAAAAACUGACAAAUCUGCUUCUUCGGGACUGUGUGGGAGUUCUUUUUAACAAAUGUGAUUGACAGUGGACUGGCAAAAUAAACAAACAAGCCCAACACGCAUUUUGAUUUCAAUUCUGAUUGGUCCAAAUCAGCUUUUUCUAGCUCAGACCCACCCACUAGCGAGAAGACACAAAACAGAAAUAGUUCUAAUUCUGGCAGAAAACGUGUUCAUGUAGGAUGCACUCUUUAUAAUCAGAAGCUGACUGUCAAAACAGCUUUUCAGGGCCUUUAAGGGAAAAGCCUUCCUUAACCUCCUUUAACCUUUUGUUGGCCAUUUGGUCAUUUGUUUUUGCAUUAUUCAUUAUUCAAAUUGACUGGACUGUUAACUCUAAACACGAGGUUUUGGUGUCAGUCCUGCAGAAUUAUACUGUGAGUCUUUGUAGAAUUGCCUUUUAUUCGCCAUCCAACAGUUCUCCAGGGAGACAUACAUCACAGAGACAAUAAAUCCACCAGCAGUAGCCUCAAUAGACGACAAUGCAGUACAGCCACAAGACAUGCGAUGGUUUGAGUAAGAAGUGACUCUCCUUUGGUGUUCAUUUCUCAAGAUUUUGCUGCCAACUUUAUCAUUGUGUUUUCUGCAAACUCGCAUAUAACCCAGAGAUGUAUAUUACAUGUAGAAGAAUACUUGGAAAAUGUACUCAUCUGAAUUCUGGUGAGAAGAUUGGUACCAUCGGUGUGUGUGUAUGCUAAAUAUGAAGCUACAACCAGCAGAUGGUUACAUUACCUCUACAACGGGACUAGAAGAAUCUGGACUGGCUGUGUCUAGAGGUUCAAAAUAUGCCUGCUAGCACCUCUAAAGUUCACGAAAUAACUUGUUAUAUCUUGUUUGAGUGAUCAGCACAAACAGUAAAGCAUAAAUAUGACAUGUUGCGGUUUACUGUCCAGCAACAACCUCUCAGACUGGCACAUAACUCUGCGUAAAACUGCAACUUCAUGUACACACACUGCUGUGUACUGUAUAUUUUACUACUUCUCGAUGGAGCCAUGCUAACUGUUUGCUCUUGUUUCGAGUUUUUGUGAUAAUCUAACCAGCUGCUUAUGACUGCUUCUCCUUUAGCAUACAGACCAAAGAGUUGUAUCCAUUUUCUCACCCAAGUGUAAGAAAGCUAAUACACGAAUAUCCAAAAUCUAAGGCCAUAAGAUCAAGGGAGUUCUUGGAGGGUGUCAGUAUGCAACAUUCCUGAUUGAACACCUCCUGAAAAGUAACUGAGGGUGGAUUUUUUCCUUCAAAUUCAGUCACAUAGAACCCAUUCACUCCAUCGACGCUCCUAAAUAUUCAGUCUAUAUUGUAAGAAGCAACUGAGGAAACUGAAGUUUAAACACUGCACAAAUGUGAUGAACUGAUGUCGUGUCUUUUUAUUUAACAAACUAGGCCUUGCCUGCUGAAAUGAGGAUAAUUAAUGCAUUGAAUAGCUCUAUAUUUCCUUUGCUUAGUUAAAUACUCAACACAUAAUGCUAGACAUCUGGCAGCUUUAGCACGGCACAUCCUGUCUGAAUGGGAACCUGUGAAAACUAAAUAGAUACGUGCUACUCUGGAUACAUCUCUAAAUACACUGCUUGAGUCAUCUGCCUCUAAAAGUAGUGCACCAGAGCUCACAUGAAUCUCAGAAGGCUAUAUUUGUCUUUGAUUAUAGCAGUAUAGAUUUUGGUUGGAUUAAAUGUGCAGGAUGUCCAGGUUUCAUCCCUGCUCAUUCUUUUACACCAGUAUUUAAGCUGAUCAAUUCACUCAUCUAUAUGUAACACGACACUGUUCAUAAUCUGUGGCAUUUAAAACAUAGUCAUGUUUUUUUGUAGGAACCUAUAUAAAGUUUUAAGUGGAUCAGAAUAUCAGAAUGAGUCAUCUCUCUUGUAACAGUAUAUGCAGAGAAAGAUGCGUCACUUAAGAGUAAUAAAUGGCAGUCUCCCUCCUCA